This is a messenger RNA of Culex quinquefasciatus (southern house mosquito), 585 nucleotides long. RefSeq names its product ladderlectin. The record is from RefSeq and is a predicted model, not a curated record. NCBI's taxonomy places the organism in Eukaryota, Metazoa, Arthropoda, Insecta, Diptera, Culicidae. The transcript has a single exon. Gene Ontology annotation, molecular function: signaling receptor activity. Bases 39 to 515 code for a protein of 158 amino acids.
AAAACCGUAACCCCCGUCCAAAGUUCAGUUUCGUAAAAAUGUUCUUCACGCAAGCAUCGCUGGUGCUGACCGCGAUCUGGCUGCUGACCGAUUCGCCGGUGGCCGUCUCGUCGAUCGACAUCACCUUCCAGGAGCACAUUCGUGAUGCGCAGAAAAAGUACCUGCUGGUCAACGAUAAAAAGUCGUUCUUUGGAGCGUGGCAGGACUGUACCUCGUUGGGGCUGAAACUGGCCACGGUCACGUCGAAGGCGGACGCGGACGAGCUGGCGACGGCCAUCGGAAGCUACAAUCCGGAGUACAAGCAGCAGUGGUGGAUCGGGGCGAUUGCGUUGAACCACAAGGGAUAUUUUAUGUGGAUUUCGACGAGUCGGCCGUUGAUUUUCCAGAACUUUAUGAAGGGAGAGCCGAACAAUCAGGACGGGAAGGAGGAUUGCGUGUCGAUUGGGCAGUAUCCGGACUACAAGUGGAACGAUGAUGAGUGUGAGAAGUUGAAGCACUACAUUUGUGAGGCGUAAGAGUUUGGGAGGCUGUGAGAUUGUGUUAAUUAUGAGAAUAUUGGAAUAAAAUCUGUACUUACUUAACUUA